This is a messenger RNA of Amorphotheca resinae ATCC 22711, 1842 nucleotides long. RefSeq lists its product as hypothetical. The transcript has 2 exons. The record is from RefSeq and is a predicted model, not a curated record. Bases 1 to 1842 code for a protein of 613 amino acids. NCBI's taxonomy places the organism in Eukaryota, Fungi, Ascomycota, Leotiomycetes, Helotiales, Amorphothecaceae.
AUGGGACAAAGCCAGUCCAAUGAAGGCAGACGCCAUGCUACGACGGAGCAGCUGAGCCACGAGCUGGCUUCCAAAUUCGCAAAGCGUUGCUUUACUCCCCUCGAACUCUACUCCUUUCAGGAUGUCUUCAAAAGCCUGGCAGAUUACCAGGACAAUAUUGCAUACCUCAAGGAAGACACCAUCGCGCGAUUUCUCGAGAUUCCGGAUAUCCUAGGUGUAUCUUCAGUCGUCUUUCAGAUGUUGUCGUACUUGGGAGCCUUUCCAUUCGGUAAAGAUGCACCAGUCGUAUUGGGGUUUGAGCAGAUGAUAAUGGUGGUGGUUAUAAUGACGGAGAGAUAUCAGAGGGUAUUGAGGAAAGGUAACCGGGACCGAACAAAGCUAUUCUUUCGAAGCAUGGCCGUCUACGAUCGAAGAGAACCCCAUAAUGAAACCGAGAAAGCGGAUGGUGGAACAGAAAUAGAUAAACAAAAGUUGGAAGACGCGGGAACCACUAGAAGUCAUGCAGCGGGCUUCGCGGUGGAUGAGCCCGUAAGUUACGAGGAAGAGGAAGAGGAAGAUGAUGACGAUCUUGCCCUUGCAGCGCUGGAGUCGCUGGAUGCAAUCGAAGUCUUCCAGCAUGGGGAUGCUCCAAUUUCCCAGGCUUCAAUACCAUCAGACAAUCUCAAGAAGCUAAUAAUGCUUCUUCUUCUAAUAGCGCCCCUUGGUGCCCAAGAAAGCCUGGCGCUACAUGCUGAGAGACUCUCUGGAGAGCAAUUAGAAGGACUCCGAAAAACGGCAGAUAAUAUUCUGGCAGCCUUUGUGAAUGUGGAAAAGUUUCCCGGAGUCAAGAUCCACCAAUUUAAUACUGUGAUAUCCUCUUCAUUGCCAUUUUUAUUCAAUGGGUUCAACCCGCUCUUUGAGCAUUUUCUUUUCUCGAAAAAUAUCGACUUCACCAAACGAAAAGAUUCUACGGGCGCUCCAGUACCGCCCCCUUUAGAUCCAACUGCGGAGCAACCUCUCCUAGCACAAACUGGUGAAAUUUUGGAUCUCAAUGUUCUGUCACAAUUAUCAUUCUUCAUUCCAGGCAAUUCGUUAUUUCGACGCCUUAGACUUCUCUACUCCGGAAGUGAUGCUGGGUUUUCAAUGGGUAGUUUUGAGACGAAAGUUUUCAACUGGCGUGCCCCAACUAUACUUCUUGUAUCUGGAAGUCGAAUAGCAGACCCUCCAAUUGGUGGCCAGGAACGAGCAUUCUCAGACACUUUACCUCCCAAAAGAUUCCCGGAUAGUAGCAAAUCAUCACGCGUCGUGUUUGGCGUCUAUCUUGGACAACCCUGGCGACAAACACACAAGGACUGCUUCGGCGACGCAGAGACCCUCCUAUUCCAACUGGAGCCCGUUCAUGAGGUUUUCCACGCCUCCUCAAUAAACACCGACUAUGUGUCCUACACCAAAUCACCCGUCCCGCACCCAGGGAUCGCAUUCGGUUCUCCACACCCGAAACCCAAAGCGACUUCCGGUCUCUCGCCUCUAGUUAAUCUCGGAGCAGUCUCUCUAAUGCUCGAUUCCUCAUUCGAAUUUGGAGUCUUUACCCAUAACUACACGAGCGGCGGAGGCGCAUUUCAUAACAGCGUGACCCGGAGAAGGGACUGGCAGGAUAGGUUUGAGAUUGAGAGUUUAGAGGUUUGGGGAUGUGGCGGCGACGCAGAGGCAGAGCAGCAGAGGCAGAGGUGGGCAUGGGAGGAGAAAGAGGCCGAGGCAAGGCGGCGAAUUAACAUUGGAAAAGGGGAUAUUGAAGCUGAUCGGGCGCUGCUGGAGAUGGCGGGCUUAAUUGGAGGGAAUAGGAGUGGUGGAUCUAUGAGCUAG